Molecule: messenger RNA, 2790 nt
Organism: Gadus morhua (Atlantic cod)
Lineage: Eukaryota; Metazoa; Chordata; Actinopteri; Gadiformes; Gadidae
Gene: fbln1
Product: fibulin 1
Exons: 15
Coding region: 215-2254 (679 amino acids)
Biological process (GO): extracellular matrix organization
Cellular component (GO): extracellular region
Molecular function (GO): peptidase activator activity; calcium ion binding
Source: RefSeq, a predicted model, not a curated record
AACUAACUGGCUGUGGUCGCAGCCCGCCCCUCACUGCGCGGUAAUUACACACCAUCCUUCCUCAAAUCACGCCGAGACUGCGGCUAAACCCCUGCACUUCAUUUUCUAUCUGUUUCCCCCAGAGCCUGUACUGAAAAUACUCCCAGACAGCUGCAGAACACCGGCCGUAUUUGUGGACUUAGUUGUGUUUGUUUGGAGUUCGUUGUGCAGCUCAAUGGGUCUGUGGAUUCUGCUCCUCUGCUCUGUAGUCGGAGUUCUCCGUGCGCAAGAUGUUUCCGUAGGAAAGGAGCAGAUCUCUAUCGAGGAGUGUUGCAGCGAUGGUCACCAACGGGGGUCCGCCAACCAGGACUGCACUGCCCUCCCGCUCAUCUCAGAGUCCACCACAUGCAGGAUCGUGCAGGAGCAGUGCUGUGUCACGGUGCUCGAGGACAGCAUGUGCACGACGGGCAUCAACAUGGCCAAGGAGCGGAGCUCCUGCUACACCGACCAGUUCUCCAACAGCUGCGACAGCAAGACCACCAAGACGUGCUGCGAUUGCUGUCUGCUAGGGAAGGCCGCUCAGGACCACGACCUGCCCUGCGACCACAGCCUGGCGCUGGGCUACCAGUGUGGCCUGGUGUCCCGGGCCUGCUGCCUGGAUGGAGCCUCGCUCAACGACACCCUGGGAGACGGAUUGAUUAGUGAAACAAGCAAUGACACAGAGGCUCUGAUGCUGACUGACCCUUGCAAAGGUAAUGGGAAAUGUGCCCAUCUGUGUGUGGGCAACGGAACCUGUUCCUGUUUCAAAGGCUUCAAACUCAGACCUGAUGCAAAAAACUGUAACGACAUUAACGAGUGCUUGCUGGGGGCCAGUAACUGCCGUCUGGGUGAGCGUUGCAUUAACACGGAGGGCUCCUUCCGCUGCCAGAGAGAGGUCAGCUGUGGGACCGGCUAUGAGCUCACAGACAGCAACAACUGCAAAGACAUCAACGAGUGUGAAACGGGCACCCACAACUGUGUCCCGGACUUUGAGUGCCAGAACACCCAGGGCUCAUUCCGCUGUCACCCUAAAGUCAAGUGUGGUGCCGGCUAUAUUCAGGAUGCCCUGGGCAGCUGCAUAGACAUCAACGAGUGCCUGGCCCAGACCGGACCCUGCCAUCCGGGCCAGGUCUGCAUCAACAGCCGGGGCUCCUACACCUGCCAGAGGAUCUCCGUCAACUGCGGCCGGGGCUACCACCUGAACGUGGAGGGCACGCGCUGCGUGGACAUCGAUGAGUGCAAGGGGCCAGACGGGGCGUGUUCGGGCCACGGCUGCAUCAACCUGGUGGGCUCCUUCCGCUGUGAGUGUGCGGCCGGCUACGUCUUCAACAGCAUAAACCGCGUGUGCGAAGACGUCAACGAAUGCAUGCACUACCCCGGACGCCUUUGUGCUCAUAAGUGUGUCAACAACCAGGGCUCCUACACCUGCACCUGCACCACGGGCUUCAAGCUCUCCCCGGACGGGAGGAAUUGUAACGAUUUGAACGAGUGCGAGGCCAACCCAUGCAGCCAAGAGUGCGCCAACGUCUAUGGCUCCUACCAGUGCUACUGUCGCCGUGGUUACCAGCUGAGUGACGUGGACGGCUUGACGUGUGAAGAUAUUGACGAGUGCGCCUUGCCCACCGGGGGCCACAUCUGUGCCUUCCGAUGCCACAACACCGGCGGGAGCUUCCACUGCUCCUGCCCUGUCAAGGGCUACACCCUCGCAGCCAACGGACGCAGCUGCCAAGACGUCGACGAGUGCGUGACGGGGACGCACACGUGCGCCGAGAACCAGAGCUGCUUCAACGUGCAGGGAGACUUCCGAUGCCUGUCCUUCGAAUGCCCCACAAACUACCAACGGAUAGGAGAGACCCGAUGCGAGCGCUUGCUUUGCAAUGACUCUAGCGAGUGCCUGGCCACGCCCCUGAGAAUCACCUACUACUACCUCACCUUUCCCACCGACAUCCCCGUGAACACCAACGUCUUCCGCAUGGGCCCCUCGCACCCGGUGCCCGGCGAUGACGUCCACAUCGCCAUCGUCGCCGGCAACGACGGCGGCCACUUCCGGACGGAGCGCGUGGCCACCGGCGGCGUGAUGGCGGUGGCGCGGCCGUUCGCUGCCGCGCAGGACUUUGAGGUCGCACUGGAGCUCCGCCUCCAACGCUACGGUCACCUGAGCACCUACUUGGCCAGGGUGAUGGUGUUUGUCUCCCAGGAGGAGCCCAGGGUGCCGUACAACCCCCUGCUGGAGUAGACGGCCCCCCCCACUGGGUCGGGGGUUGGGGGGUGAGGGAGAGUGGGAGGCGGCCGCCUUUGCCGUCGCUGUCGGUUACGCCUUCUGGGCGUGUCUCCUGGGGGGUUGGGGCGGUCCCUUAUUGGUUACAUCAGCCCGCUGGCUGGUUUGGACUUUUGGUAGGGUGGUGGCACGUGCAGACGAGAAAACUCUGUGGACUACGAACCAUCCUCUUUAAGACCACUGUGUUAAAUAGUUAGGGUUCGGGGCACAGACUCCCAUUCAGUAUCAUGCGGUUGAUUUUUAAUUGUAGUGGCGACUGUUUUUGAGCACUAUGCAUGGGACCACCUCACCUGAAUGUAUUUUUUUGGCGUUGGGGAAUCUUGUGGGCCGCUAGGUGGCGCUCUAGAUCAGGGUAAAUCAUUAAUUAGGGAGUGAUUCAAACCUGCCAAAACACUGACUGUAAUUAGUUGAUCACUGCAUGAUACCACCUUGUUUUACAAUAUGAUACAGUUCAUACCGUUUUUUUCUAUUAAAACCGAAAUAGUAAUACCAUG